Molecule: messenger RNA, 1641 nt
Organism: Salvia splendens (bonfire salvia)
Lineage: Eukaryota; Viridiplantae; Streptophyta; Magnoliopsida; Lamiales; Lamiaceae
Exons: 1
Coding region: 1-1641 (546 amino acids)
Source: RefSeq, a predicted model, not a curated record
AUGCGUGGGAACGAAAGAAGAAUUCCUGCCUCGGUUAAACUACCAGAAAGGGCGAUCAUCAGCCAGAUAACCCUGAGAUCGGGCCAAGAGUAUGAUGGUCCAAGAGUGAAGAAAGAUGGGAAGUCCACUCUAACUCCAUUGGAAAAGGAAACCAGAACAGAGGAGACCGGAACAGGGGAAGCUGAAACAGGGGAGGUCAGAACAGAGGACGAUGACCAGAGUACGAACAGUAAGAAAGCAAUAUCCCGAGCAGCUGAUCAACAUUUCCCAGGUCUAAGAGUAGAGACGGAAGUGGAAGAAAUCAGGAGAAACAUGGGAGAAUCUUCCAAGGGAAACAUUAGCAACAGUGAGAGGCAAGUGAAACCCUUUCCCCACAGAGGUGAACCUAGGAUGAAAAAGGAAGAUCCAGCGGACUUCAUGGAAAUUUUCGGGAAGCUGAAAAUUAACCUACCGUUUCUCCAAGCUCUAAAGUUACCCAUCUUCAGUAAGUUUAUCAAGGAGUUCAUCCCUGGGAAGACCAAACCCAACGGUAAGAUUGUGAUUAGAGAAACUGUGUCGGCAGUGAUUCAGAAGAGGAGAAUUCCUUCUAAGCGUACUGACCCAGGUAUGUUCACUCUCCCCAUCUCAAUUGGGAACAUUAAUGUUGAGCAUGUCAAGUGUGACCUAGGUGCUUCAAUAAAUGUUUUACCGCUUUCACUUUAUAAGAAACUGGAGGGAGUCAGAAUGGUUGAUACGAAGGUUGUGAUUCAAUUAGGUUAUAGGUCAUGCAUCAGUCCUGAAGGUGUUUUAGAAAACUUGAUAGUUAAGGUGCAUGAUUUUCUGUAUCCUGCUGAUUUCCAUGUUAUUAAGAUGAGUGAGUACCAGCCUGCUGAGUCUAGCGGAGUGCUUUUAGGAAGACCAUUUCUACGCACCGCCAAGACAAUCAUUGAUGUGUUUGAUGUAACCAUUUGUCUAGAUUACCAUGGGGAGAAGUUUACCUUUAACAUUGAUGAGGCUAUGAAAAAGCCAUUGGAUAUAGAGAAUAUGCAUGCUAUGGAUAUGAUUAACCCCCUGGUCCAAGAUUUUCUUGAGACAGAAUUGAUGCAGGAACAGGUGGAAAAUUCAGAAUUGAGUCACUCCUUUGACAAGGAAGUGGCUAGUUGGUGUGAGGCAGUCAAUACACUGGGAAUGACGGAUGAAGAGUUAGCAGAAGUAAUUCUGGGGUUUUGUAAAAGUCCUGAAAUUACCAGGUCUAAGGAAUUAGUCUGUGUCGCUAAUGGGGAACAUUUACCAGCACCUGAAGGAUUAAUUACCAAGGAGCCAAAGAAGAAUCUGUUACCCCAAGAGACAAGUGCGACAAAGAAGGAACUGAAGACAUUACCCCCAGGCCUCAGAUAUGCUUAUUUGGAAGAGAACGAGAUGUUCCCGGUAAUCGUCAACAGCAAUCUGACUCGGAAGCAGGAAGAAGAGUUACUGGAAGUGCUCAGGAGGAAUAAGACAGCCAUAGGAUGGACUCUAUCAGACCUGGUGGGGAUCAGUCCCGAUCUCUGCAUGCACCAUAUUCGCCUGGAGGAUGAAGCCAAACCUCACAGAGACCCACAGAGGAAGUUGAACCCGAAUAUGAGAGAGGAAGUUUUAAAGGAAGUACUCAAGCUACUUUAA